Chelonus insularis is the source of this 2640-nucleotide messenger RNA. RefSeq lists its product as uncharacterized. Lineage: Eukaryota; Metazoa; Arthropoda; Insecta; Hymenoptera; Braconidae. Gene Ontology annotation, biological process: detection of chemical stimulus involved in sensory perception of smell; sensory perception of smell. Gene Ontology annotation, molecular function: odorant binding; olfactory receptor activity. Gene Ontology annotation, cellular component: plasma membrane. The record is from RefSeq and is a predicted model, not a curated record.
AUGGAAACGUCAGUUCUAUCAGUUCAUCAAAAGAAAAUGUAUGGAAUAAUAAAAAAAGAUUCGACUGAAUUUAUUUUCAACUCGAAGAACUUUAAAUCUGAUAACUCUGUUGAAGAAGAUAUUGAGUUUGCUAUCAAGAUCAAUCGAUGGCUACUAAGUCCUCUAGGGAUUUGGCCACAUUUAUCAGAACCUUCAUUUAUUGAAAAGUUUACAAAAAUUGUAACUAUCAUAAUCUGCUCAUUAUUAAUGGCAUUCAUCAUUAUCCCAGGAAGUCUUUUUACUUUCGUCCAAAUUAAAGAUCCAGCAGUGAGACUAAAGCUUACAGGAGCAUUAAGUUUUUGUGUGAUGGGAAUUAUGAAAUAUUGUUCACUUGUUUUAAAGCAUCAAGACAUCACCAAUUGCUUCAAUUAUAUUAUCUUUGAUUGGCAUAAGGUUAAUUCAGUUAGUGAUCGAGAGAUCAUGAUAAAGUAUGCACAAUUCGGUCGGUAUGGUUCUAUUAUUUGUGCUAUUUUUAUGUAUGGAGGUGGAUUAUUUUAUGCGGGAAUUUUACCUCAUGUAUCUGCCAGUGUGAAAAAUGAACACAAUAUAACAAUUCGUCCUUUAGCUUAUCCAAGUUACUAUAUAUUUUUUGAUCCACAAGAGAGUCCAGCUUAUGAAAUAACUUUUUCAAUUCACUGCUGUUGUGCUUUUGUGAUGCAUUCAAUUACUAGUGCAGCUUGUAGUUUAGCAGUAGUUUUUGUAAUGCAUGCAUGUGGACAAUUAGAAAUUUUAAUUGGUUGGCUUAAUGAUCUUGUAGAAGGUAAAAGGGUCAAUCAAGGAACAAAUGAUAGAUUUUCUAAUAUCAUUAAGCAACAUGUCAAAACUCUCAGAUUCAUUGCUUGCACAGAAAAUGUAUUAUGUGAAAUUUGCCUGGUGGAAGUUGUUGGAUGCACUUUGAAUAUUUGUUUUCUAGGGUAUUAUUUGAUGCUGGAAUGGGAGCAAGCUGAUGCAAUAGGAAUAACGACUUAUACAAUUCUUUUGAUAUCAUUCACAUUUAAUAUUUUUUUAUUUUGUUACAUUGGAGAAUUAUUACGUGAAGAGUGCAGAAAAGUUGGAGAAACAUCAUACAUGAUCGACUGGUAUCAGUUACCAGAAAAAAAAGCACUUGGAUUAAAAUUGACAAUUGCAACAGCCCAAAAUCCAGUUACUGUAACAGCUGGAAAGCUUGUGGAACUCUCUUUACAUAGUUUUUGUACUGAAUGGAGCCAAAAUGAUGCAGGAGGAAUGACGACGUAUAUUCUACUAUUGAUAUCUUUUAUAUUUAAUAUUUUUCUUUACUGUUACAUUGGUGAACUGCUCACAGAUAAGUGUCUCCAAGUAUACAAUGCUGCAUACUAUGUGGACUGGUAUGAUUUACCCAAUAAACUAGCCUAUGGAACUGUUCUGACAAUUCUGAUCUCACAAAAUUCCAAUCCAAUUCGAGCGGGCAAAUUGAUCAAUCUUUCACUUUACACUUUUGGAACUAUCAUUCGUACUUCGUUAGCAUAUUUAAACAUAUUACGGAAUUUUAUGGAUUCAUUUUUAUUUCUACCUGGAGUCUAUCUUAUAAAGCUAGUUAAUGGUAUUGGAGUAAAAUUUCGUCUUGGUGGUCCAAUAAGUUUUUGUACGAUGGCAAUGAUAAAAUAUUUUUCUUUGCUAACUGGGCUUGAUAAUCUCAAAAAAUGUUUCUCACAUUUAAUAACUGACUGGCAUAAUGUUACUUGUCCACAUGAUCGAGAUAUCAUGAUCAAAAGGUCUCAACAAGGUCAUUUUGGUGCAUCAGUUUGUGCUUUAUUCAUGAGUGGUGGUGCAUUAUUUUAUGCAUUGAUUUUACCAAAUAUAUCAGGUGGUGAUAAAAGCAUUAGUAACGUCACAGCAAGACCUGUGGCUUAUCCAAGUCAUUUUGGAUUUUUUGAUGCACAAGCAAGUCCAGCUUAUGAAAUAGUGUUUUUCAUUCAUUGCUGUUGUUCAUUCACAAUGCAUUCAAUUGCUAGUGUUGUCUGUGGUAUUGCUAUUGUUUUAAUCAUGCAUGCAUGUGGACAAUUAGAAGUCAUUAGUUUAUCAAUGGAAAAACUAGGAAAUGAUACAUCUGAGAUUGCUGAUGUGGAAAAAAGAUUUUCUCAAAUUCUUCAGCAUCAUGUCAGAACCCUAAGUUACAUUAAUAACGUUGAUCAACUUUUAUGCAAUAUAUGUCUUGUUGAUGUGAUGGGAUGCUCUUUGAACCUUUGCGUGGUUGGAAGUGGUCUGAUUUUGCAAUGGGGACACUUUGAUGCUAUUGGCAUUAUAACAUAUUUUCUUUUAGUAACAUCUUUCGUGUUGAACAUAUUUGUGUUCUGCUAUAUUGGUGAACUUCUAACUGAACAGUGUGAAGAAGUUGGUAAAAAAUUGUAUAUGAUUAAUUGGUACGAUUUACCACGGAAAAAUGCCUUACAUUUGAUUCUAACAAUUUUCAUGGCUCAAAGACCAGUGAUAUUGACAGCAGGGAAAUUUUUUGAUCUCUCUCUUAAUAGCUUUUGUGCUGUAAGUUUAUUUAAGCAGAAAAUGAUUGAGCAUCAUUACUUAUAUUAUAUAUUUUUUAUAGAUUAUACGAGCAGCAGUAGCAUACUUAAAUUUUACACGUAA